Molecule: messenger RNA, 754 nt
Organism: Aphanomyces invadans
Lineage: Eukaryota; Oomycota; Saprolegniomycetes; Saprolegniales; Verrucalvaceae
Exons: 1
Coding region: 113-448 (111 amino acids)
Source: RefSeq, a predicted model, not a curated record
CAUUCUAUCGUCUUCAUAGCCAAACUGAUGGCAUUUGAGUUGAAUGACAUGCAUGAAUGAGCUAGCUUAGGCGACGGUCUGAGCGGUCCUUGGCUACGCCGGGGUUGCAAACAUGUACCGACCAAUGCCUGCUGUGCGGCUUCGAGGCAAAGCAGGAUCUGCACAGGAAGGAAUCCGUACGACUUGGGUCGGACGUGGCGCAGCCCAUGGGCCUCAAGUGCAGAGAUUUUGUUUCGUCAUGUGCGACGCCAAACCAGCAACUGAUCAUUCAACCCAGACCAGUCCAACUUGUCCCAAUAGCCGCUUCUUGUCUUCGGGGACCGUGCAAAUGUUGGCUUUAAUGUCGGCCACCCACUGUCCGAGCGGGAACUUCCACAAGUCACGAGGAAAGGCAGGGUCUUUGUCACCGACCACGAACGUUGGAGGGAUGUUCAGUUGCGGGUCGUAGGCAGACCUGUAGAUGCGGAGGCCCCACAGAUUUACGUCCCAUUUGUGCUGGUGGAGGUCCCACACAAACUUGAUCGCGUCGAGCUUCUUGACGAUCUUCGGAUGGAUUUUUCCCUUUGCUUUAGCGGUUCGAAACCCUUGGAUGUUGACUGUCCCUCCACGAAGCGUUGGUGGCCACGGUUCUCGAUCCGGGACAGUGAACAGUGCUGGCAUGCUAGUGUACACCGACGUCUUUGCCUGAUCUGCGCGAACAAGUUUGGCCAGCGCGACGAGCAACUUUUGAUUCUUGAACGACGAGUAUGGAUGC